Homarus americanus (American lobster) is the source of this 2788-nucleotide messenger RNA. RefSeq lists its product as uncharacterized. The record is from RefSeq and is a predicted model, not a curated record. The transcript has 12 exons. NCBI's taxonomy places the organism in Eukaryota, Metazoa, Arthropoda, Malacostraca, Decapoda, Nephropidae. Bases 148 to 2058 code for a protein of 636 amino acids.
ACUCGUGCUGAAGAAGGUGGCCCCUCAGUGAGUGGUACCCUUACAGUGUACAGUAGUGAGUGAACAUAAUCGGUUAAAGAAACGAAAAAAAAAUAUAUCCCCAUUCCCUCCUCCAAGAACCAAGCUUGAAGAUCACUUCCUAAAGCCAUGAAGGUGGUGCUGGUGGUGACGAUGAUGGGGGCAGCGCUGGUGGCUGGCCGCUCCAUCGACAACCCGGCCGAGUUCCCCGACCAGCCCUCGGGGAUGACGAAAGCCGUGGCUACUGUAGGUGGCCAGGGCAAAGCCAGAGCUAUAGUCGUCCCUCCUCCAGUUGAGGUUUCAUCUAAGACGCUAAUAGUGACGGGCAACGCCAGGAAGGGAAAGGUCAUUGAGAUCGGUGAUGACGGUAUUCCUAUCAUCCACGGUGUGAGGGAACCUGAUGACCCCAACGACACUCACGUCUAUAGGAACGCCAGGAUCGUCAACAACAAGCUUAUAACAGCCGAGGAUGAAGUCAAAGCCAACAAGGUAGAGGGCAGGUCAGUGUCCGGGGAGUCAGCCAAGCCCGCCACAGACCGCCAAGCCCGGGUGCUGACCCAAGGAAGCCAACAGCAGACGCAGGGAGGGUUUAAGCCUUCAUCGAUAGUAGCUGUGGCGCCUUCAUCCUCGUCCUCCUCCUUGAAGCAAGUGGCCCUUGAAGACGGAGGCCCAAAGUACCCGGAUUUCUACUACAGGAGGUUUUUUAACAACGAAAGGACCGGGGUUGUGGCCGAAGCUUCCUUUGAGGACGAUAACAUCUCCACCUCCUCUGAACAGGUAGUGAGCUACAGCUACUUGGCAGCACCUAAGGACAGCUCCCGCUCCAGCAGUGACUCCAGGGACGUGGUGUACGGCUCUGGGUCAGCAGCCAAACCUCCUGCACAGAGCCUCUCGCUAGUGGUUUCUCCCUCAGCCUCGGCAGCCAAACCUUCGGCACAAAGCCUCACCCUCGUGGCCUCCCCUUCCUCUUUCGAACCAGUCCGCACCUCCUCCGUUGCCGCCACCUCCCUCUCUAACGCUGUGCCAAUCGGUCACUCGUCACAGUCCAACUUUGCCGUCCACCAUGAUGUGUCGCAUCUAGACACCUCUUCCAAUUAUGGAGUGCUCCACCAAUCUGCCCUCAGCACCCCUCCACCCCACGCCCCACACACCGUCUACAAGGCCAAUCCUGAACACUUUGUUAUCAAGGAUUCGACAUUCCAGGCUCACCCCGGCGCCCCGACCUUCAAUAUUCCCAUCCCAGUACCCACCAACCAAGCCAACCACCACCACAUACGUCACAACACGGAGAGCCAGGCGUCGUCGGAGGCAGGGCAGCAUCUGGUGGGUCUUUCCUCCUUUGCAACUUACGACCAUCGCCAGGAAGUAUCAACAAAGAAACCGGUUUACGAGAAGAUGAUGGAGCCGCUAAGGAAGAUGAGCGAGAGGUUCUAUGAGAUGGCGUCUCCAGUACUCAAGCCGAUGAUGACAGCUGGCCAAAGGUUCUCUGAACGAUUCCAGCUGCCCAAAAGGAUGAGCCACCUGUCCGAGAGAUUGAACCUGGGUACCAUGAACGACUACAUCAGUCGCACAGUUGAUGAUGAGAGCUUACCCCUGGUGGCUGGCGUCGCUCUCCUGGGCACACUUGGUCUGGUUGGGAUUGCUGUGGCCGCGUCCAGUAACGUGACCAUUGGUAAGCGCUCCGUCGACGACCCCACUCUGGAGUUCCUCGAUCAGCUGGUGGAAGAGGUGCCGAUGGGUGAACCUACAUUACUGAACCGCCUGGAGGAGUACGUGCCGUGGGCUGAUUCCAGGUGCUCUAAGAGGAUCUUCUGUGAUCUCAUGACCUACGCUUCUACCGACUUCCAGUACACAAUCGAAAAACGUCUUGGCCUCUUCCUGAACUUGUUGAAUCAUGGAGGUAGAGAAGAAUCUUCUCUUAAACGCACAGCGGCUGACGUCAUGAGAGCCGUUCAUCAACGAAAAUGUGACUUGUUCACCUGUGGAGGCGACCAAGUGGAUUCAUCUCAGGUUUUAAUGGGAGGGUCCGGGCCCCGCUAACUCUGGCUUCCUAACCUUGCUGACCUAGGCCCGGAUACUUAAAUGAUUCGUAUGUUUAUGUUUUCCCCGAAGAAGUGAUGUUAACAAACAAACACAUGAAAAUACUUGAGCUGCAACAAAAAGACCAGCGUUUAUAUAUUGUAGAGUUGAAAUCACAGUCGAGUCAACUGUGAUAAAUUACACUUUCUUAAUGCCAUUUAAGGGGAAAAUAAAAGUAGGAAUCUUUUAGAAUUUGAACCAUUUUGGAUGAUCACCCUUGCUAUCAGUGUACUGUACAAUCUUGGGUUAGACACACUUGGGGAAAUGAUGGACAGUAAACAAUUAUAUGUAUUUUCUUCCGUAGAAUCUGAAGAUUGAGGAAUUUUACAACAAUCUCCCAGACUGGACCAGAAUUUAAGAAAAAAAAAAAGGAAGUGAUCUUUAGAUACACGAACGGGUAAUCAUUGGAUGUGUAUAUGUUUUAUUCUUAAUGUUCAGAUAUUUGUAUUAUUGUUGAUUUUUGUUUAUGUACGUAUGUAUGUAUGCCAUAUUGUGCAGGUUUUGCCACAUACAGUAAACUUAAAGGUCAUAUAACACUAAAUUUGAUUGGUCUCUUAUUGGUUAGACACAAUAUUUAUAAAGACACGGUUAUUUAAAUCACUAAUUUAUUUCCUGGUUUCAAUACAUGUUAUUAAAUUGUUAUCGGCUGGUCCGAGUUUGUAGUGUUUUUGUAUAAACUGUUUUCUUGUAA